UGCGCAGUCGUCCAAAAUAAUAACCAAUCAGAAAUGGCCAGAAAUGUUAGAAUCCAAUAUGGCUGUUGACAGUAAUACGUCUUGUGUUAUAUAUUAUGAGAAGUUAAGAGGUUAUAUAAAAGUAAAAGAAUAUUAACAACAUAUUUAUAAUGCCAAGCUGUUAUAUUAAAAACUGCACAAAUCGUAUACGGACUAAAAGUAUCAAAUUUUUUCAAUUCCCAAAAGAACCUGCUGUUCUCCAGCAAUGGCUAAAGGCUUGUGGGAAAAAUGAAGAAGAAAUAAUAAGUAAUUCUGCAACUAUAUGUAGCCUUCAUUUUACUGAAGACUGUUUUCAAAUGGUUUGGACAAAGAUGCGACAAAAAAAUAUACCUGCUAAGCAGAUAUUACGAUUAAAGAAAAAUAGUAUUCCUACAAAAUUGUUGAAUAUGGAGAAAAAACGAAAAAGAUUAUGUAAAAAUGAUAAAGGAAUAAAAAUAGUACAUACAGGUAUACCAAGUUAUGGAGAACUUGUGCAAUAUGUGCGAGAGAAACAGUAUAUAGCAAACAGUCCAGAGCAAACAACUUAUGUAGAUACGAAUAUUCAUAAAGAUGAGCAUAUUUUGCUGUCGAAUAAUGCAGUUAAAGAAACCACACAUGAAGAUAUUGGUUGUGAGACAAAUGCUUCAGUACAAACGUUAUUGAAACUGCUGAGAAAAUCUGAAGAAAAAAAACAAUUAUUAAAAGAAAAAAACCAAUUAUUAAUAGAAAAAAACCAAUUAUUAAUAGAAAACAACCAAUUAUUAACAGAAAAAAACCAAUUAUUAAUAGAAAAAAACGAAUUAUUAACAGAAAAAACCAAGCUUAUAGAACAAAACAACAAACUCAUUGAUAAUACCGAAAAAUUAAAUUUACAGUUAGCAUUAUUGAAAAAGAAUAUGCAGCAAGAAUCUAAUAUUACACAAAUGGAAAUAGAUAAACUAAAAGAAACUGAGAUAAAAGCAGAUGUUUUACAUAAAUAUUUUACUCCCAGGCAAGUAAAAAUUUUAAUGUCAUCGAAUACUAAUACUCGAGUAAGAUGGUCAUCCCAAGAUAUUACUUCUGCAAUAGCAUUACGAUCACUAAACCCAAAAGCCUACCGAUUUUUAAGGAAUGUGAAGAAAAUGUCAUUACCAUCUAUAUCAACUGUACAGAAUUGAUACAUAAUAUUUAAUAAGCCUGGUAUUUUAAAAGAUGUCCUAAAAAUUAUGAAGAAUAAAGGAUAUAAUUUGUAUAUAGUAGACAAAUUAAUCAUUAUUAUCAUUUGAUGAAUUAUAUAUUUUUAAUAAAGUCGAUUUAGAAAAAGAAAAAAACAAAUGAUUUAUGGACCACAUAAAACAUGCCAAUUCAUUAUGGCUCCUGGUCUAUUUAAUAAGUGAAAACAAUCUAUUUAUUAUAACUUUGACUAAACAAUGUCUAUAGAAUAUUUUACUUACAGUGCUGCAGAUGUUGUAUGAAAUUGAUUAUAUUGUUGUAGCUGUCACAUGUAAUAUGGGUUCCACUAAUAUUAGAUUAUGGAAUGAAUUAAAUGUUGGAAUAAACAUUCCUAGUAAUUGUACGAAAAAAAAUCGGAAAUACCAAAAAGGAAUGUUUUAUUACUCAUCCUGCAGACAAUUCAUUGAAAGUUUUCUUUUUUGCGGAUAUGCCGCAUUUAUUAAAAUUAGCACGAAAUAAUUUCAUUGACUCUGGGUUUCGAAUAAAUGGACAUAUUUUCAAUAAAAAUUGUCUAGAAGAAUUACUAACACUCAACAAAGGAGAUUUGAAAAUAGUACAUAAAAUUAAUAGAGCGCAUCUCGAUGUUAAGGCAACAGCAAAACACAACAGCAAAACGUCAGAAUGGCGGCUCAAGUUUUCUCUAACAAGAACGCAAUGGCCAUACGGUGAUGUGGAGAAAACAAAUUAAUGUCCAAGCAAUGGAAAGAGACAGCUGACAUACUCAAAUUAUUUAACGAUUAGUUUGAUAUUUUCAACAGUAAAAAUAAAUAUGGACAACAUAACGGUUUAAAUGCGUACGGAAUAAAUUUAAAGGAACAAAAUGACAUGAUCAAUAAUAUGUGACAUAAUUUAUUAAAGAAAUACGAGUGGGACAAAGAUCUACAUUAUUACAAUUCCAAAAAAGCAUUUUAUUAUCCAACAAUUCCUUAAUAAAGAUGUUCUCAUAUCUUCAAAAGCAAUAUUCAUACGAAACGUUUCAAAUGGAAUGUAUAAUCAUAAGCAGGUUGAAUUAAGACAUAUUAGAAAAUUUAUUUUCGUACUUAAGGAUGAUGGGCGGAGGAUAUGACCAAUCACCUUUACGAAAAAAACCCUCAAUUUUGGAUGUAAACACUCGAAAACUGGGGAUAAAUACUUAAAUUUGAGUGUUAACACCCAAAAUUGAGGGUUUUCUCGUAUCUUUUUCGUAAGGGCAACGCCAGUGGAAUUACAAAACCGUCUUAAAUGGUACAUCCUAGGAAAACAUGCUGUAUCUGCAAUUUCCCGAAAAGAAAAUACUGAAGGAGAUAGGAGUUGUACAAGUUUAAUAGAUGUUGAAGAUAUACAUUGUAAUAAUGCAAACAAUGCAUCAUGUUCACAGUAUUUAAGAGAUGAUAAUAAAGUCACGAUUGAAAAAGAAGAAGAAGAAAUACUUAUGAAUACUUCAGAAGGAGAUAAUAUUUUCAAAUAUGAAGUAGAAGAAACAAUUAAUAAUACUAAAAAAGUAUUUGAUAGUGAAGGUAUAAGCUUUUUAUAUCCUUUGAGCUGUACCCACACAUAGUAAGCAAUCUGCACAGACUGACGUCAGAUUGGCAAUAGAUUCGAACAGGAUCUAUCGACAGAUUAAUAGACAUCUGCAUUCCCAAUCUGCUGUUAGACUGUCAACAUUUAAAUACACUGCAACGAAUCAUUGCCUUUUUAUUAACAGACACUGCUAACAGACUGUGCGCAAAAUCUUUUUGCUUAGAUUUGGCUAUCUAAUGUCACAAAAUUUGCAGCUUAUUUUGUCCGAAAGGAUAAUAUUUGACAAAUUAACAGAUAUUAUUUGUAAAAAAAUUGAUUAUAAAUAAAAAAAAAAAGUUAUUGCCUGCUUCGUUCGAACUAGGACAUAUAUAAGAUUGAGAAAAGUAAAUAAAGAUAUUACAACAAA
Odontomachus brunneus is the source of this 3136-nucleotide messenger RNA. RefSeq names its product 52 kDa repressor of the inhibitor of the protein kinase-like. The coding region runs from base 150 to 1175 and encodes 341 amino acids. The record is from RefSeq and is a predicted model, not a curated record. Gene Ontology annotation, molecular function: sequence-specific DNA binding. The transcript has 5 exons. Lineage: Eukaryota; Metazoa; Arthropoda; Insecta; Hymenoptera; Formicidae.